Molecule: messenger RNA, 3645 nt
Organism: Talaromyces stipitatus ATCC 10500
Lineage: Eukaryota; Fungi; Ascomycota; Eurotiomycetes; Eurotiales; Trichocomaceae
Product: peptidyl-prolyl cis-trans isomerase, putative
Exons: 4
Coding region: 66-1964 (632 amino acids)
Biological process (GO): protein folding; protein peptidyl-prolyl isomerization
Molecular function (GO): peptidyl-prolyl cis-trans isomerase activity; protein binding
Source: RefSeq, a predicted model, not a curated record
AGACUCAGCAGAAGCUCAAUUUUACCACUUUUGUAUAUUCGGAGCUGUGGAUUGAUUUUUGCACAAUGCCUGAAGCUAAAAACCACACGGAGUCCGUAUCCAAUAAGAGACGAUUGUCUGAUGUAGCAAACGAACCGCAAACCGAGAAUGGCGAUGACUCCUCCUCUGACGAUGACUUUGGUCCAGCGCUCCCGUCCGCAGCUGCUCCAAAGAAGAAGAGGCGCAAACUUGCCUUUGAGAAAGUCUACGUCAACGCGCUACCUACAUCCCAACGGUAUUCAAAGUCACUUAUGCAUCGCGACCAACUGUCAUUCGUGAAUUUCACUCCGUCGACCGACUUUCUCAUUACGAGCUCGAUUGAUGGUGUCGUCAAGUUCUGGAAGAAGAUGGCUGUUGGGGUGGAGUUUGUCAAGGAGUUCCGAGCGCAUGCUGGUGAGAUUACGAGCACGACUGUCAGCGCGGAUGGUAGGAGUUUUGCUACGGCGGGGACGGAUAAGACUGUUAAGAUCUUUGAUAUUAUUACUUUUGAUCUUCUAGCCAUGUUUGAUCUGGUGUUCACUCCCCGAUGCGUCUGCUGGGUACAUAAACGUGGUGCAUCCCUGCCACUGCUGGCUGUUACCGACGAAGCAACACCGUCAAUAACCAUAUUUGACGGACGAGGAGAGAAUCGCGAGCCAUUGCAUACUUUGACCUCGAUUCACAGGAAGCCGGUAGUAGCAAUGGCAUUCAAUAAUAUAUACGAUUGCGUUAUCUCAGCUGACGAAGCUGGGAUGAUUGAGUACUGGAGACCUUCAGACGACUUUUCAAAACCAGAUAAUGUCUUUGAGCUAAAGUCAUCUACGAAUCUGUUCGAAUUUCGAAAGAAGAAAUCGGUACCCUCGUCGAUUACAAUCUCGCCAUCUGGCCAACAAUUCGCUACUUUUUCAUUUCCCGAUCGACAAGUCCGGGUGUUUGAUUUUCAGUCUGGGAAGUUGUAUAGGACGUAUGACGAGUCAUUGACCACAAUCACCGAUAUGCAAGAAGCCGGGACGGCACUGGAGCGACUAGGGGAAGUCGAGUUCGGACGUCGAAUAGCAGUUGAGCGCGAGAUUGAGAAUCCCGUGACGCGGUCCAAGAUCAAUGUUAUUUUUGAUGAGUCGGGUUAUUUUAUACUAUACGGCUCCCUUCACGGCAUUAAAUGCAUUAACACAUUCACCAACCGCGUUGCCCGCGUUUUCGGCAAGGACGAACCCUUCCGAGCGCUCAAUCUUGCCGUAUACCAGGGACAACCACAAAAGAAAGGAGUUAUUACAGUUAGUAUGGCCGCCAGUUCCAAUCCUCUGCUCCAAGAAUCCGAAGAACGCGAUCCAAUCCUCGUAUCUACAGGAUUCGGCAAAGUCCGAUUCUACAUGUUCACCAACGAAACCGAAAUCAAUAAAUCCACACGCGACAUUCAAAACGAAAAACCGCGUGAAGGGGACAUCACGUCGAAGGAAUCACAAACCAAAAAGACCGAAUCCGGAACUUCAGCAAUCCUCCACACCACAAUGGGCGAUAUUCAUCUCCGCUUAUUCCCACAAAUCGCGCCUCUAGCUGUCGAAAACUUCGUCACGCACGCCCGGCAUGGAUACUACGACAACACAAUCUUCCACCGCGUAAUCCGUAAAUUCAUGAUCCAAGGCGGCGACCCCUUGGGCGACGGCACGGGAGGCGAGAGUAUCUGGGGCGGAGAAUUCAAAGAUGAAAUCUCACCGACCAUCAAGCAUGAUAAACCAUACACACUGAGUAUGGCGAAUGCGGGACCUAACACGAACGGGUCACAGUUCUUUAUAACGACGGAGAAGACGCCGUGGUUAGAUGGGAAACAUACGAUUUUUGGCAGGGCGGUUCAAGGAUUGGAUGUUGUGCAUCGGAUUGAGAACGUGAGGGUUAAGAAGGAGAAACCGGAGGAAGAUGUGAAGAUCGUUAGUAUUAGUGUGUCGUGAUGUACUAGUACGUUUGUAUUUAGAGAGUGUAAAAUGUGCGAAAUGUAACCCGAAAUGUCAGGGUGCCGAAUUAUAGUCAGUCUGGAUGAUAGAUGUACCUAGUAAUCGUACACAGGCUGUCCCUUACAUCCUUCUAUACAUAUCCAAAUAUUCCAUCCCUUGCAUAUCAAUUCGAAUCAAGCAAAAAUCCAGAAGGAAUGUGUAGAUCAGACAACGGAACAAUAACUCCAACAUUCCGAAGGAGACAGAUAACCGUAAAGAAACUUUAAACCUUGAUCAGCCAAGGAGUAUCUCAGACAGGGAGAGACAGUGACAAAAAAGAGAGAGAGCAAAGCUAUAUCAACACGGUCAUGAUACCCAAAAUAUAAUAAACACCGUACGUACACCCAAGUGCAAUAUGUAACCGACAAAAAGGAAAGAUAUGACACGGUUGAUGCUCACAGACGGAAGAGAAAAUUGAUUAUAUAUGCAUGCAUGCAAAAACACCCCCCAAAAAGACACAGACGAACAUCGAAGGGAAAAAAAAAUUUUCUAAUCAUGAAUCGAACUAACGGGACUUGCAGAUUUCGGCCUCUGCAGCUCCCGUUGCGAUUGUUGUUGAUGUAACAGUGGCUGUUGCUGCUGCAGCAUUUGUUGUUGUUGAUGUAAAUUCGAUGCUGAUGCUGACUGCAUACUCAAUCUGUUCAGAUUUCUAGGUGUUGCUCUUCCGUCUCCGGUGCCGACACUCGAUAUAUCGGUUCGUGAGUUGUUCGCUGUUGUAGUCGCUAUUCCUAUCCCUUCUGCUCCUUCUGAUGUUGUUGAUCCGGCCCCUCCGUUUCGGAAUGCUGCUGCUGCUGCCGCUGAGGCCAUUGAAUUCCUGAAAACGGGCUCUUCGACAGGGGCGACGUUAUCAAAAUCGCGCGCUUGAUUGGGUCCCCACAUUUGAUGGCCAUUAUUCGUAUUUUGAUUGCUUAUAGAAUUGCUCAGGGAGCGGCGAUUCGAAAAACUCAUUGUCGACAUGCUUGGCUGUUUGGGGAUUCUCGAGCUACCGGCAACGACAUUGCUGGUGCUACUAUUAUUGGUUGUUGAUGCACGGUUACUGUUAAGAUUAUUUCGGGACAAAUUGCGCAGGCUUCCUGGCAAAAAUGCCGCUGCUGGACCACCGCCACCUCCAGAGGCACCACCAUCGCGUCGGUCGUCACCGUGAUAAAGACCUGGUUGUUUGGCGUCGAGACGUUUCUUCAGCCAUACGGCUCCGGCGGCAAGUGCGGAGAAACCGAUCACCAGGAUGAUCAACAUUAGUACCCAUUGCCAGUGAGUGGAGAACCUAUACCCGAAACACCGGUCGACGAUGAUGAGGUCCCUUUGCGCGCAGGCGCGGUGGUAGUACUUGUAGUAGAGGUGGUACUAGUUGUCCUGGAGACAGUCGACGUCGUGGCAGUCGCUGUAUUAGUCAAAGUGGACCGGAAUCCACCAGCGCAAUAACUUUUAUACCAAUUGAUCAACAGCUGUUGAUCUGAAGCAGACGUGCAGGUGGGACACAUGGAAGCGGUAUACGGCAGACCCGAGAUCAGGGAUGACUGGCAAAAGCAAGAAACGUAGGUAUCGGUAUUGCUGACUCUAGCCUGGGGCGGGACACAGGCUGAUUGAGCCUCGAGGAGGAGCUGACAUUGGAGGCCGCAUGCUGGGAAAUUUGAGGUUG